AUGGUCCUUAAUGUCCCUUCUUUUUUCCUUCUCAUGCAGCGGUCCUUGUUGCUUCUCUUCGUCCUUCUGGGCUGGACCGAAGCCCGGCGGUUGUCCGGCGGUCAGCACCGCCAUCACAGCCACUGUAUCCGGGCGGACGAUCUCCAGGACGGAGAGGUGCCCACGGUCUUCCGGAGCCGGACCGCCCGGUGGGCUGACCAUCCGGCCGUCCAGCUGGUGCCCGUCCUGGAGAGCGAGCAGAGUGGACGUCGGCGGCACCGGCGGCACCACCACAAGGCCGGAUGCCCAAACCUCAAGCUGGUGAACACGCUCACCGCCGACGUCAACGAGAGGUCCAUCUCGCCUUGGAAAUACACCAUCAAGGAGGACGCCAACCGCAUCCCGCGCCAACUGGCCUUCGCCGAGUGCCUUUGCAAUGGCUGCAUCGACGGCAAGACUGGGCAGGAGACCACCGAGCUCAAUUCGGUGCUGGUGGAGCAGAACAUGAUGGUGCUGAAGCGCAAGCCCUGCCGGCACCCCGAGGACGACGCGGAAGGCUUUGUGUUCGAGACCACCUCCAUCAAAGUCCCGGUGGCCUGCGCUUGUGCCCUUGCCCGCAGCUGAGCCCAAUUUAGGUCUACGCCUCCCGCGCUCCCAUGGAGUCGGCGGCAGACCCGACCGAGACCCAACCAAGACUUGAAGUGUUAGUCUUGACCGUUGUGUUUGUUUUAAAGCACUUGCUUGUUUCCCUGUUGCCCCAUCCCUGUGUGUCCUUGCUCUUUAUCACUAGGAAGGUCUGCAUUUUCUCUCCUAAUUUGAUUGGAGUUGAAAAGAGGGUCCCAUCCGAAUUCCAAAAGGCAACGACAAAGAUGCCAAUAGUUCUCAAAAAUUGAAAGUCCUCAAAGCAGGGCUCAGAUGCCUUCAACAACUAUUAAAAAUACCGCCUGGGUUUCAUCAUCAUGGUUAUGAAUGCAUAACCUGGAGUUAUAUAUCCGUAACUGAUUCGUAUCCAUGAUCCCUAUGUAUGUAUCCAAAGGGUACACGUGGAUCAUAAAACCUAUGUAUGGGCAACCUCUAAUCCAGAAAAUGAGCAUCUCAAACGUUUUAGACACUUUUUUCUAGUUUGUCUAACACUACACAAUCUAUUUUUGCUAGAUAGCAGCUGCCGCGAGCGACUGAGAUCUGUUCUUCUACUGAUCGGAAUGCAAUGGAAAUUUUCUCUUUCCUCCCCAUGGAUGAUAGCCAGUGUGGUAUAGAUCCUGCUUCUGAUCAUUGGACCAUAUAUUAUGGAGCUUGACAUCCGUCUGAUGCUUCUCAAGCAAUAGGAGAACAGAACCUUGAUGCUUGCAGCACUGCUACCUGUCAAUCAGAAUCACCACUGAUUGUGCCAAUAGACCCCAGUUGAAUGGCUUAAUUAAAUGGCUAAUCUACCAUCUCGGCCAUUAUUUAAUCCAGAGGUAUUAAUUAGCAAUAACUACUUUUUAGAGCAUCCAGCCAUAUGUAGAAAUACGUAGGGAUUGUGGGAAAACUUUAGUUCAGAAACAAAAGAUUUCAAAAAUCUGGACACUGGUUUUCUAGACUAGAGUUAGCCCAUUUUGCUGGGCAGCUGCUGCUGUGAGUGAUGGAGAUCUCUUCUCCUGUCAAUCAGGAUGCAGUGGACAUUUCCAUUCCUCUUCCAUAAGCGAGUCCCAAUAAUACAGGGAUCCUUCUUCUAUCAUGGAUAGGAUUUGGGGUGGAAUCAUCAUUCUAAUUCAUUUAAAUCAAUAGGAGAACAGAGCCCUGUCAUUUGCAGCAGCUGCUGCCCAAUGAAAACAGAUGGCAGAGGUCCAGCGAAUUGAGACAUAACUUGGUAACUACAAUCUCAGCCAUUGUUUAAUUUGGAGUAUUCCCUCAGAGUUUUUAAUAAUUCAGGGAUCAGAACAGUCAUGCAUGGGGAAAACUUUAGUACAGGAAACGAAAAGAUCUCAAAAGUCUAGACGUUUUAGUUUUCUAAUGUUUGCUUGUAUAUUGUGCAAUCUUGUCUUAUUGGGAAGCAUUUGCAGCAAGUGGCAGAGAUCUGUUCUCCUAGGAUAAAGUAAAUUGACAUUUCUAUUGUAAUCGCCAGUGGGACAGAGAUGCUUCUUCUAAUUGUUGGACUAGAGAUUGUGGAUAAAAUUGGGGAAUAAACAUCAUUCUGAUGCAUCUCAAUCCAAAGGAGAACAGAGCUCCGUCGCUUGCAUCAGCUGCUGCCCUAUAAGGCAAGAUUGCCAAGGGAUACCACUUGAUUAAGUCUAUUUAACUAACUUGUAUACUUAAUUAAUUAAGCUACAAUCUCAGUAGUUGUUGCAUCUUUUCAAUAGCUGCUUUUUAUGGCAUCGAGUCAUAAAAGAUCUCAAAAAACAAUGCAAACCUUUCCGGAUUCAGAUAUAGAGCAAGUUAAAUUAUACUGAUUUCCCCCCUCCCUUUUAUUUAAAGACACUUUUAUUAUUUACGUAUUUAUUUAUUUAUUACAGUAUUUAUGGGUUGACUUCCCACCAAAAAAAAAGCAUAGCUGAAUGUAUUUUUUUUAAAAGCAUCCUCUCGUGUCCUUCCCUUUUCUUGCUUUUGACAUAAAUUUAUUAUUAUUUGUAUAUUUAUAUUAAUUUAUAUUUUAAAGUUAUUUAAAUGAUAUAUAAGUAUUCCCAGUGUAUUAAAUAUUUCUAAUAUAUGUGAGAUUUCCCGGUGCAUUAAAUUAUGAUUAUUAUUCAAUGUUAUUGUGUAUAUAUUAGAUUUCCCAGUGUAUUAAAUUAUUAAAAGAGACCCUAUUUUUUCCUGCUUAAAUUAUUAACUUAUUUAUGAAAA
Messenger RNA from Anolis carolinensis (green anole), 2799 nucleotides. RefSeq names its product interleukin 17C (gene il17c). Gene Ontology annotation, cellular component: extracellular region. Gene Ontology annotation, biological process: inflammatory response. Gene Ontology annotation, molecular function: cytokine activity. The transcript has 2 exons. Bases 1 to 603 code for a protein of 200 amino acids. The record is from RefSeq and is a predicted model, not a curated record. Lineage: Eukaryota; Metazoa; Chordata; Lepidosauria; Squamata; Anolidae.